GUCUUUACUUUAAUUGUCCUUGUGCGGCUACCGUACGUCCCAAGCCAAACCCACGUGGUUAAUCAAAACAUCAUGGCGGCUGGGUUCAAAACUGCUGAGCCUCUGGAAUACCACCGAAGUUUUCUGAAAGAAAACUGCCGGCCUGAUGGAAGGGAACUGGUCGAAUUCCGAACCACGACACUGAACAUUGGAUCCAUUUCCACAGCAGAAGGCUCUGCCCUGGUUAAGAUUGGAAACACCACAGUCAUCUGUGGAAUCAAAAUGGAGCUUGCCAACCCGUCGGUCGAGGCCCCUAACAAAGGUUACAUUGUGCCCAACGUGGACCUGCCUCCGCUGUGUUCGUCUGGCUUCAGGCCCGGCGCUCCGGGGGAGCAGGCCCAGGCUGCCAGCCAGUUCAUGGCUGACAUCAUUGAAAGCUCUGAGGUGGUGAAGACCGAGGACCUGUGCAUAGAGCGAGGAAAGCUGUGCUGGGUGCUGUACUGUGACCUUAUGUGUCUCGACUACGACGGCAACCUGUUGGACACUUGCACAAUCGCCCUACUCGCUGCGCUCAAGAAUGCACAACUUCCAGAGGUCACAGUGAAUGCAGAGACCAGUCUGCCGGAGGUGGAUUUAAAGAAGAGGAAGCCGCUGCAGAUUCACCGGCACCCGGUAGCCUCCUCCUUCUGCGUGUUUGACAACUCCAUUCUGAUCGUGGACCCCACGGGCGAGGAGGAGAGACUGUCCACAGCUCAACUCACCGUGGUCACGGACGAAGACGGGCGACUCUGCUCGGUCCACAAACCAGGUGGGACGUCGCUCUCCGGGGAAAGGCUGCAGGAGUGCAUCAGCCGAGCGCAGGUGCGCCACAGAGAGAUCCGGAAGCUCAUCGAUAAGGUCGCCCAAAGCGUCACGUCGGGAAAAUAAAGAAUCACAAAGCAAGUCUUUUUCUUUUUUUUUGUAUCUAAAACUUGUAUUUUUCAACUGUCAAUAUAUAUUCAUUUUUUUCUCCAUAACAAUAAAACUGCUGACAAAGA
Messenger RNA from Gadus morhua (Atlantic cod), 1016 nucleotides. It is a transcript of the gene exosc8, whose product is annotated as exosome component 8. NCBI's taxonomy places the organism in Eukaryota, Metazoa, Chordata, Actinopteri, Gadiformes, Gadidae. The transcript is spliced from 11 exons. Gene Ontology annotation, biological process: U1 snRNA 3'-end processing; U4 snRNA 3'-end processing; nuclear mRNA surveillance. The record is from RefSeq and is a predicted model, not a curated record. Gene Ontology annotation, cellular component: nuclear exosome (RNase complex); cytoplasmic exosome (RNase complex). Gene Ontology annotation, molecular function: mRNA 3'-UTR AU-rich region binding. Bases 73 to 906 code for a protein of 277 amino acids.